CUAUGAGCAAUUUUUUCCCGUCCACUCAAAAUUGAUACUACAGUACUGUGUGUUUUCUCAAAAAUCCAGUGUGAUUUGAGCAUAGAUGACGAUUAUGAAGAGCGUCGCAAAUCCAUUGACAUUCUCUUCUGCACCAUAUUCCCCCCUUAAGGUUCAAUUCAUGGCGGCACAGCAAAAGCCAAUUCCUUCAGCUACCAAAACCGUCGGCUCUAAAAAAAGUACAACUGUUUUCCCUCUGGGCGAGCCCGGCCCUCGAGUGAGCUCCUUAACAUCAAUGCCACCAGUGAAGCUGUUGACACGCGUGGAACAGCUCCGACUCCUAACCAAAGCUGAGAAAGCCGGCCUAUUAUCGGCAGUAGAGAAAUUUGGGCUAUCCUUGUCUACGAUUGAGAAACUUGGCCUCCUUUCUAAAGCAGAGGAAUUUGGUGUCCUUUCAGCUGCUACCGACCCGGGAACUGCUUCGACUCUUCUGAGCCUGAGCUUGGUUUUGCUUAUUUUGGGUCCUUCGUUUGUCUACUUGGUGCCCGAAGAUUAUCCAUGGGAGAUUGCAUUGCAGGUUGUAAUUGCUUUGCUCUCUGUAGUUAGUGGAUCUGCUGCUUUUGCAGCAUCAAAUCUUGUAUCCAAUUUGCAGAAAUUGAACUAAACUUGCAGAAACAAGGAAUUAACUCUAUCAUUCCUCUGCUGCAUAUUGAUUUUCGGUUUGAAUCUUA
Molecule: messenger RNA, 710 nt
Organism: Olea europaea var. sylvestris
Lineage: Eukaryota; Viridiplantae; Streptophyta; Magnoliopsida; Lamiales; Oleaceae
Exons: 2
Coding region: 86-643 (185 amino acids)
Source: RefSeq, a predicted model, not a curated record